UUCUUGCUCUCUCACGCAGUCACAAACACAAACCCCUCCCCCUUCUCCUCUUCUCCACUCACUCUAGCUCAGCCUGGAUCUCACUCACAUUCUUCCGUUUCUCACUCCAUUCCCCUUCCCCUUCUCUACUUCUCCCUUCCUCCUACCUCACCUCUCAGAUCUCCUCAUAUCUCCGAGUCUCGUUGCAGUCCACCUACAAUCCAAAGACAGAGAAGCUUUCAUCUCAAGCUCCUUGCCCGGUUCCCCUCCUUUUGACUCAUAGCUAGCUGCAGGAGCCCAAAAAUCCAAAGAAAAGCAACAGGUGGUGAAGAAAGAGGGAAAGCACGGAGCUAGUAGGAAAGAAAGAUGGUGAUGAUGAUGGCGAUAAGUCGCCCCAUGAUUCAGCACAUCAUUCCGUCUCCUCCGAGGCCUCUGCGCUAGUGGUAAAAGGACCUCGCCGUCCGUGUACGCCUCGGUGGUGCGGUUGGGGCGGACGGGUCGCUGCGCCGCCACAAUGCCGCAGUACCAGGAGCUGCCCUGCGGCGGGCAGGUGCUCGACAUCGACACGGCACUCAAGGACGGCAUCCUCGGGUGCGGCCCGGAGCCCGGGGAUGGGGGGCUUGGGGAUGGGGCGAAACAGCCGGUGGAGCUGCGGAAGAUGAUGGACGAGCUGGACGCGGCGGUGGACGGCGGCGGGGACGAGGUCAUCCCGGCGGUGUUCAUCUGCCCGAUCUCGCUGGAGCCGAUGGUGGAUCCGGUCACGCUCUGCACCGGGCAGACGUACGAGCGCUCCAACAUCUCCCGGUGGCUGGCGCUCGGCCACCGGACCUGCCCGACGACGAUGCAAGAGCUCUGGGACGACGCUCUCACCCCCAACGCCACGCUCCGGCAGCUCAUCGCCGCCUGGUUCUCCCGCCGCUACACCCGCUUCAAGAAGCGCUCCGCCGACUUCCACGGCCGCGCCGCCGACCUCGUCCACGGUCUCCGCGGCACGGCCGUCCCGAGGAGGCAUCCCCUCAAGGGCCAGGCCCGCGUCGCCGCGCUCCGGGAGUUGCGCUCUCUCGCGUCCACCCACCAGUCCGUGACGAAGGCCAUCGCAGAGGCCGGCGGCGUGUCGCUGUUGACCUCGCUUCUCGGCCCCUUCACGUCUCACUCCGUGGGGUCCGAGGCAGUGGCCAUUCUUGUGAGCGGCGUGCCGCUCGACGCCGACGCCAAGGCAGCGCUGAUGCAGCCAGCAAAGGUAUCCCUCUUGGUGGACAUGCUUAAUGAAGGCGCGGUCGACACCAAAAUCAAUUGCGUCCGCCUCAUCCGCAUCCUCAUGGAUGAGAGGGGCUUCCGGCCUGAGACGGUGGCGAGCUUGAGCCUCUUGGUUGGCGCCAUGCGCCUAGUACGAGACAAGCGGCAUCAGGACGGUGUUGCUGCUGGGCUGGAGCUGCUAAAUUCUAUAUGUGCCGUGCACAGGCCGGCCAGGAGUAUGAUUGUUAGCAUUGGUGCGGUGCAGCAGCUGGUGGAAUUGCUGCCGGAGCUGGCAACGGAGUGCGUCGAACCGGCCUUAGACAUCCUGGAUGCACUCGCUUCAGUCCCGGAAGGCAGGUUGGCUCUGAAAGAUUGCCCGCGGACAAUACCGAAUGCCGUCCGGUUGCUGAUGAGGGUCUCUGAAGCCUGCACGCGGCGUGCGCUGUCAAUGCUGUGGGUGGUAUGCCGGAUGGUGCCUGAAGAGUCUGCACCUGCUGCCCUAGAGGUUGGACUGGCUGCCAAGCUUCUCUUGGUUAUCCAAAGUGGGUGUGGGCCGGAGCUUAAGCAGCAAGCUUCGGAGCUUCUGAAGCUUUGCACCAUGAAUUGCACAUCAACCGUGUUCAUGUCCAAGUGCAAGCUCACCAAGACAAUUCAGUAAGAGACAUGAGUUGUUGUUCUGGUUGCAAUUUGAUUCGGUGAUGUGGUUUUCAUCGGUUGGUCUCUGUGAUAAUCUGGACUAAGAAAGGAAAGGAUUCGGUUAGCAGAUUGGCGGAUCAAGACUUCUGUGUAGAUAAACUAGCAAUUAGCUGAACCGGCCGUGUCAUUUGAAGUCAUGAAGACUGGAGGAAUGGAUUGACCUGCUGCCCAUUGACAGGAAGCAUUGGAGCAGCAAUGCAGCAUGAGCACCGCCCCAAGUCGGUGGCAGGCCGGCGGAUGUACAUUCAAAUUGCUGUGAAUUUGGCCAGCUCAAUAAGCAUUUCGAGGGUGGGUUGUGUGGUAAGUACAGCCAGUUUUGCGAUAAGUAGCUGAGAAUUAAGCAAAACCCUGCAAUUUUAGAUUUUUGGCAAUGUGUUUCUGUCAGGACUGUAGUUCUUUUCUGUUUCGGUGUAAUUGAUGAUAUAAAUUGGGUAGGAUUGUAUACAGUACUGUCAAAACAUGAGAACUGGUGUGCACAUUGCCAUAGCUAGAGAAAAGUUUUGAGUUCUUCCUGCAUCUUGAUUAUUUGAUUCUCCUGUCAAAUUUGGGAAGUGUGCAACUGUGCCUAUUGCUUGUGCUGAAUAGUUUCAGGAAGCAUCACUGCUGUUGAAAUUGAAACAGUUGAAAGAUCAA
This is a messenger RNA of Brachypodium distachyon (stiff brome), 2544 nucleotides long. RefSeq names its product U-box domain-containing protein 75. Bases 494 to 1873 code for a protein of 459 amino acids. The record is from RefSeq and is a predicted model, not a curated record. The transcript has a single exon. Gene Ontology annotation, biological process: protein ubiquitination. Gene Ontology annotation, molecular function: ubiquitin protein ligase activity. NCBI's taxonomy places the organism in Eukaryota, Viridiplantae, Streptophyta, Magnoliopsida, Poales, Poaceae.